AUGACCUCUAUCAAGCGCGUAUCGCCAUUGGACUUGUUGUCAUUGAACUUGACAAACCUUGAUCCUCUGACGGAGAACUAUGACCUCAGCUUCUACCUCGAAUACCUAACUAAAUGGCCAUCACUAUUUAGUGCAGUGAAAGAUCGUGAUGCCGGUAUUACAGGUUACAUUAUGGGCAAGGUCGAAGAACAACACCCCUCUAUGCGCCACUCCGAGCACUACACCCCAUGGCACGGCCAUAUCACAGUGUUGACUGUUGCACCAGCCUGGCGUCGACUUGGCCAAGCGCGCCGAUUGACUGAAAAGCUAGAGCAGGGCUCAGACAACAAUAAAGCAUGGUUCGUUGAUCUCUACGUACGAGCAAGCAACAAAGUAGCGGUGGACAUGUACAAAGGCAUGGGCUACUCGGUUUUCAGGCGAGUAGUCAGCUAUUAUAGCGACGACCCAUCAGGAAUGUCAGAAAGUGGCGAGGAUGCAUUCGAUAUGCGGAAGCCAUGCAGUCGAGACAAAAAGCUGAAAUAUGUUCGGGACAAGGGCGAAGACUUCCUAGUCAGUCCGGCAGACGUAUCCUAG
Penicillium malachiteum is the source of this 573-nucleotide messenger RNA. Its product is annotated as peptide alpha-N-acetyltransferase complex B subunit NAT3. The transcript is spliced from 3 exons. Gene Ontology annotation, molecular function: protein-N-terminal amino-acid acetyltransferase activity. The coding region runs from base 1 to 573 and encodes 190 amino acids. NCBI's taxonomy places the organism in Eukaryota, Fungi, Ascomycota, Eurotiomycetes, Eurotiales, Aspergillaceae. Gene Ontology annotation, cellular component: NatB complex. The record is from RefSeq and is a predicted model, not a curated record. Gene Ontology annotation, biological process: N-terminal peptidyl-methionine acetylation.